UAAACGCUGUAUAAAAGGCUCAUGUAAAUUGGAUCAGCGUCAGUUCAUUCCCAACAUCCAGAACAUCCAGAAUGUAUUCCAAAGUGUUUGCUGUGCUCGCAGUUGCGUCGUUCGCCAGCGCCAACGACCUACACGAAGGCUAUAAUGGCACCACGAGCCUUAAACCAAUCUUCCAAGGGCACUACGCAGGUGAUUGGAAGACUGCCGUAAGGCCUGGGAUGGAUAUCUUCGUCAACACCAGUGGCCUCAUAACUGGGAUCAAUGUGACAGAUCUCCGGGACGGCAAGGACGGCGUAGCAAGCAUUGCCAGCGGCGGAAUCGGACACGACAACGUCACUAUUUCUCUCAAGAGCCCCAACAUUCUCAGAGGGUACGAUUUCCUGGUUGAAGUUUAUGCUGACGAAGAGACAACCAAGACAAAUGAGAGGGGCAACCGUGAUGUCCAAGAAUCCAAGUACCCUGAGCAGAAGCCGUCCCAAACUGUCUCUACUAGCACUACUGGCAAGCCUACAGACCAGCAGCAACAGCAAGCAACCUUCUCUACAACUGGCAAGGCAAGUGAGCAGCAACAGCAAGGAACUGUCCCUACAGGCAAGCCUCCAGGCCCGCAGGAACACCAAGUAACUAUCCCUACUACUGGCAGGCCCACAGGCCAGCAAGAACAACAUCAGCAAGGAACUGUCCCUACUGACAAGCCCACAGCCCAACAGCCACAGCAUCAGCACGUAACUGUCCCAACCACAGAUACACCCACAACACAACCUAACACACCCGCGCCUAAGCAGGAGCUGGAAAUUCCUCCGGAAUUUAAACAGCCGAAGAUUGGCUUCCAAACUGAAGAACAAAAUUGAAAAUUUAGAUAUUUUGUGAUUUAUUGAAAUAUUUAAAAUGUAAUGUGAUGAUCCUCGAAACGGAUCGAAUUAAGUAUUCGAUAUUCGACCUUAAUUACGUAAGUGACCAGUUUUAAAUAUUUCAAUCUGUCUAAACUUAGUACCCUGUGAUUAUUACGUUGGUGCAAGCCAAUGUUAUAAGGCUUUAUCACACGGCCGUGACAUCCAUCUUAUCUAUGACACGCCGCAUAAUUUUAUUACAUAUACAUACUAGAAAUAUUUUAUUAUUAUAACGCAUUUGUUAAAGAGUAACAUUGAAGGUCUACAAAUGGCGUAUUAAGAAUAUUUUACUUUUUUUACAUUUGCAUUUACAACUCGACUUUACGCCAGUUAGACGUUCAAAAUUAACUUUGUUUAUUACAAUUUUAGUUAAAUUUGCUUAUGCUUCGAGUACCUAUACAGUUUUUAGAUUUUUUCCAAUAAACAAAGUAUGUAUGUUAGUUAAUUUGCAAUAAGAAUGAUAAAUAAUGAUUUGCUUGCACUUUUGAUUGACUGAUUUAUUUAGCAUCAAUAAAACAAUGUUUUCCAUAUUAUUGGAUGUAUUUUAAUUUUUGUACUCUGUUAUUAGCUUUAAUAGAAUUAUAAUAAAACAAUAACAUAAAACAA
Molecule: messenger RNA, 1496 nt
Organism: Cydia strobilella
Lineage: Eukaryota; Metazoa; Arthropoda; Insecta; Lepidoptera; Tortricidae
Exons: 2
Coding region: 72-851 (259 amino acids)
Source: RefSeq, a predicted model, not a curated record